AUGACGAUAUUUUAUUUCCUCGGAAGGCGACAACAUUCAGUUCAAUUCUAUGCCACGAAGAGUCGGAGAACCGCGUUCAAGCUGGCCCAACAAGAACAUCCCCCUUCGGACGACAUCAUUCGCAACCUCCGAUUGCAGAAACAAGAUGACUUAUGGAUAUUUCAUGGACGAAUCAAUAAGCCCUUGAUCUACCUUCCCCAUCUUAGAGUUGGCGAACUCUUCGUUCUCGAUAUCCACGAACGUCACGGCCACGCCAGUACGUCAUAUACGCUAGCUGCAAUUCGUGAAAUUGUUUGGAUAACUCAAGGAAGAAGUUACGUGAAGAAGAUCCUCGCCCGGUGCCGACAAUGUGAACGUCGUCGAUUGAAGCCAUACAAACAGCCGGACUUCCCUCAAUUCCCGGAGUCGCGAACGCAACCGACCCGACCAUUCAAGGGUACUGGAAUGGAUUUUUGUGGACCAGUCAAGAUUAAAGGUUCAACGGGACCCGCGGAUGCCUGGAUAGUCAAGAUUAAAGGUUCAACGGGACCCGCGGAUGCCUGGAUCCCGUUGAACCUUUCUCUUCACCUGUCUGGGAUCACGAUAUGUAUCAACGGAAUUGGUGACGGACAUGAAGACAACGACGGUACUGAACGCCCUGCGACGUCUUGCGGCGACCUUUGGAACACCACGCACCAUUAUCUGCGACAACGCGAAGCAAACAAGAGCACGUACCCAUUCACAAGUGGCCAAUGGGCCGGAUCGUUGAAGUCAAGGACCAAAGUGAUGAACGGAAGAACUCGACGAACCCAAGAGCACCCUUUCAAGAAAAUGUUCCCGCUCGAAGACACUACUGUAGAAGAGGAUGGACGCUCAACGGCGAAAGUAACCAAUAGCACGUCACAAGAGGCGAAGCCUACCAGAAGAUCCCCUCGACCGCUUCGGAACACAAUCAACUCUACCGGGUUGGUCCUGCUUGUGGCAGCGCUUUUUGCUACGACUGAUGCGGAACAACAGCUCAUCAACAGUCCCACAAUGAUGAAUACGACGAUCGAAGACCGGUCCUCAUACCUGGAACCCUUGUGGAGUGUGACCAGCCAGCUGCAAGCUCAGUCUCAACAGCUUCAAUCAGUCAUCGGAAUUCUCGUCAUGAUGUGCAUUCUCAACAUUUUCUGCUCGACAUGCACAUUGCUACAGAAAUGCUGGACCACUGUGCGUUUGCUUCUUCGGGUCGCAUGGAUUGUUAUCGCACUUCCCAUUCGAUGGAUCUUUUCACGAUGCCCACGACCACGCCGAGGUAGAUUCAACCUCCAAAAGUUUCGCGGACUUCGUCCACGGAAUGCCAUUCUUCUGACAAUUGUGUUGCUGAUUGUACCACUGAUGGAAGGAUGUUCGCAAGAUGAUACCACGAUCUGCACCAUCAAGGAUGUGGCCACCACGCACGUCCGACCGAACGGAACCAUGGCUUGUUUUGAGCUUCACGACGCUAGUGGGAACAUGGCCUACACAGUUCAAACUUGGCCUACACAGGCAUUCAGCAUCGUAUCCUACUGCAAUCAGGAGACGGUGUUCUACAGCCGCGAUUAUACGCUCGCGUCUGAAUCGAGUCACCGCUGUGCCCACGCAGGGUCAUGUUCCGCGGACAAGUGCCAGACGACCAAAGUUGAUGACGAUUUGCCGGAAUUGAGCAACGAGGCGAAGGCGGCCCCGGUUUCACGAGAUGUCAGGAGGCCUGUGGAUGUCCUGCCUGUGGCUGUUUCUUCUGCUCUCCAGGAUGCAUUUUUCAUCGCGUCUAUGCACGACCGACAUCGACUACAAGCUACGAAGUCUUUCGGUGCCCAACCUGGUCUACCGCUAUCGACGCAGAACUUUCAUUCGAUCGCAUCCGGCUCAUUACGACGAAACGCCGGCAUUUGCCUUCACGCAGUGAGCUCUGGGGUUGCCCGGAGUGCCAGAACCAUUGGAACCUUCCAGUGCGCGUCCCUUGCGGAUGCCCGAAAUUUCAAUUGUCGGUUCAACGAAGAUCAAUGCCACUGCCGAACCACAGUGAAUAACCGCCGAUUGCCGUUCAAUACACAUGGAUUCCGAUUCGAGACCCAAGGAAACCGCGUACGAUCAAGGAUGACCAGUUCGAGUGUCGUAACUUUGCACCUCACCGCUGACCAACAUCGUUUCCGAGCUGUACAAGACAAUGCCAUUUGCUUCCUCAAUCUAACCGGAUGCCAUUCGUGCCUCCCGGGAGCAAAUUUGGCAGUCCGUUGCACGGCCCCCCGUACGGUCAAUGCUGUUCUUCGAUGUCCCAAUGACUGGCUCGGUUAUCUGCGAUGCUCCGCUGAAGGCACCGUCAACCGGCUCGAGUUUCACAGCGAUUUUCCAAACGUCGCACUGAACUGCUCUUGCCAAUGUGGUUCCACCACCACGUUCAUCGACAAAACCGAGUUUGCCACCUUUCUAGCUCCGACACGCUGA
Caenorhabditis bovis is the source of this 2448-nucleotide messenger RNA. The record is from the annotation of a GenBank genome assembly. Lineage: Eukaryota; Metazoa; Nematoda; Chromadorea; Rhabditida; Rhabditidae.